AUGGAGCGACCCGAGCCGCUGUGGGUCAACGGGAGCUGUGCCAACGGUUCAUUGUUCACUCUGAUUUGCCUGUCUCAUCAGGCUGUCUGCCAGGUUGUUGGGAAUGCCAACUCAACCGUCUCGUCCCAGAAGAAUCCCACUCUAAACACCAGCUGGAUGGUGCGAGUACAAGACAAGUAUGGCUUCUACAUUGGCUUGGCCCUGGCUGUCUUCUCCAGCUUCCUCAUUGGCAGCAGCGUCAUCCUCAAGAAGAAAGGACUGCUUCGACUGGUAGAGAAAGGAGGCACCAGGGCAGGGGAUGGAGGUCAUGGCUACCUAAAGGACUGGCUGUGGUGGGCUGGCCUGCUGACCAUGGGUGGAGGAGAAGCUGCCAACUUUGCCGCAUAUGCCUUUGCACCUGCAACAAUUGUUACUCCUCUCGGAGCCCUGAGCGUGCUCAUAAGUUCCAUUCUGUCUUCCUAUUUACUCGGAGAACGGCUCAACCUACUGGGCAAACUUGGUUGCAUGCUGAGCAUUGUGGGUAGUACAGUCCUGGUGAUUCAUGCUCCAGAGGAAGAGGAAGUCACCACUCUGGAUGAGAUGGCCUCUAAGCUGAAAGAGCCAGGUUUCCUGGUUUAUGCUAGCAUUCUCUUGGUGGUCUGCCUGGUUCUAAUUUUUUUCCUAGCUCCACGCUACGGCCAGUCCAAUAUCCUCAUCUACCUCACCAUCUGCUCUGUGAUUGGGGCUUUCUCCGUAUCUUCUGUCAAAGGUCUGGGCAUUGCCAUCAAGGAAUUUUUUGCCCACCAGCCUGUUCUGCAGGACCCCCUGACCUGGAUCCUUGUCCUCACACUAGUGGCCUCCAUCACCACCCAAAUCAACUACCUCAACAAGGCUCUGGAUAUUUUCAACACCUCCAUGGUUUUCCCCAUCUACUAUGUGCUCUUCACCACCAUUGUCAUCACAACUUCAGUCAUCCUCUUUAAGGAGUGGGUCACCAUGUCCGCCGUGGACAUCAUUGGAACAGUGUGCGGAUUCCUUACCAUAAUUCUUGGAGUGUUCCUACUCCAUGCCUUCAAGGAUAUGGACAUCAGUCUGCGCAACCUUCCGCAAAUGUUUCAGAAGGGCGACCAGGCCCGAGCAAAGAAGGAUGACAAGAACAUCCUAAUAGAGCUGGAUGAUCCAGAAGCCAAGGCUGAUGGCAAACCCAAAGUUUUCAUGAUCUGCAGUUGA
This is a messenger RNA of Varanus komodoensis (Komodo dragon), 1209 nucleotides long. RefSeq names its product NIPA like domain containing 4 (gene NIPAL4). The transcript is spliced from 6 exons. Gene Ontology annotation, biological process: magnesium ion transport. Lineage: Eukaryota; Metazoa; Chordata; Lepidosauria; Squamata; Varanidae. Gene Ontology annotation, cellular component: membrane. The coding region runs from base 1 to 1209 and encodes 402 amino acids. The record is from RefSeq and is a predicted model, not a curated record. Gene Ontology annotation, molecular function: magnesium ion transmembrane transporter activity.